Molecule: messenger RNA, 990 nt
Organism: Orycteropus afer afer
Lineage: Eukaryota; Metazoa; Chordata; Mammalia; Tubulidentata; Orycteropodidae
Gene: RASSF6
Product: Ras association domain family member 6
Exons: 11
Coding region: 1-990 (329 amino acids)
Biological process (GO): signal transduction
Source: RefSeq, a predicted model, not a curated record
AUGAAGCUUGAUAAAGCGGGGUUUAGAGGGUGUCACUCAGGAACCCAUUCAAGAUCCUCCGACGAUCUCAAAAAGGAGAGAAAGAUAACUAUGAUGCCUCAUCUGUCCCCUUCUUGGAUCUUCAUCAACGAGAGGACAUUCAUUACCAGAGAACAACUUAAUUCUUUGCUGAAGACCUAUAACAUAUUUUAUGAAAACCAGAAAAAUCUGCAAAUUUUAUGUGCAGAGGAAUUUUUUUCAUGUAAUUAUGAAUACUUAAGGGGAAUGACACGCUGGGGAGAAUUUGAUGAUCUUUAUCAUAUUAGUGAGCUAGACAGAAUCCAGAUUCCUGCGUGUGAAGCAAAGAACUUCAAAGAAGAUUAUUUAUCUUAUAACAGCAGCACUUUGAAGCCUCAUGCAGAUGAAGAGCCAGAAUCUCCACUGCUCUACAGAACUAUGAGUGAAGCAGCCUUGGUAAGAAAAAGGAUAAAGCCUCCAAUGACAGACAGAAAAGACAGACAGAACCAUAGGACCUCUAUUAACGGACAUUUCUACAACUAUGAGACAUCAAUUUUCACUCCAGCCUUUGAAUCAGAAACUAAAGUAAGAAUAAAUAGUACUAUGAGAACUGAAGAAGUGAUAAAGGAACUUCUUCAAAAAUUCAAGAUUGAAAAUAGUCCACAGGAUUUUGCUCUUUAUAUUAUAUUUUCAACAGGAGAACGGAGAAGGCUAAAGAAGACAGACAUUCCUUUAUUGCAGAGGCUCCUACAGGGACCUUCUGAAAAGCAUGCUCGCAUUUUCCUCAUGGAUAGAGAUACAGAAGAAAUUAGCAGCGAUGUGGCUUGGUACAUUAAUUUUCAUUUUUCUUUCUUGGAAACCAUUCUUCAAAGAUUAAAUAAAGAAGAAAAAAGAGAGAUUCAAAGAACAAUAGCAAAAUUCAGUACAGAAAAGGCUAUGAUACUGAAAUGUCUUCAAAGUAAACGUGUAGUAAAAACAGAGACAACAGUUUAG